Molecule: messenger RNA, 2698 nt
Organism: Chelonus insularis
Lineage: Eukaryota; Metazoa; Arthropoda; Insecta; Hymenoptera; Braconidae
Product: prestin-like
Exons: 13
Coding region: 245-2419 (724 amino acids)
Biological process (GO): transmembrane transport
Cellular component (GO): plasma membrane
Molecular function (GO): oxalate transmembrane transporter activity; chloride transmembrane transporter activity; sulfate transmembrane transporter activity
Source: RefSeq, a predicted model, not a curated record
GUUCGCAUUUUUUCAAUAAAAACUUGCUCUUUUAUAUCAUCGUUUGAAUUUUCAUUAGUUGGAGUGAAUAUAUUUGAUAUAAUUAUCAUUAAUAAUGUGGUGAAUGUUUGAGCAGUUGGGAAAAGUGUUAUCUAUGUUUUCGUGAUGUUUUGCAAUUUAACAUUGCGCAGUAGCCAUUCACCAGAUUAUAUACUAUUGUCGAUUUAAUAGAAAGAAAAGUAUAAUAUUAUAUCCAAGCCCUGAGAUGUUAUUAGCCAUAUACUUUCAACUGUAUUUAUUUGCUAUGAUACUGAAUGAGAUUAAAUACGAAUCUAAACUAAAAGUAAAAAAGUAUCAUCACUCGGUAGAUGAAGAAAAAAAUUAUCAAUGUGAUGAAAUGUCGAAUAAUCCAGAGCUCAUAGUUCGCCGCCCAGUUUAUCAACAAGAGGAUCUUGAUAGAUUUUUCGAAUACUCCAAACCAUCUUCAACAUUAAGAAAUAGUUUAAAGAAAAAAUAUAAAAAUUUUAAAUUAAAAUCAUGCCUGAAAAAAACUAUCCCUAUGUUGGACUGGUUUCCAAAUUAUCCAUGGAGAGAAAAUAUUCUCGGAGAUAUAGCAGCAGGAUUUACUGUAGCAGUAAUGCAUAUUCCUCAAGGAAUGGCUUAUGCAAUGCUCGGAAAUGUUCCACCAGUAGUUGGCAUGUACAUGGCAUUCUUCCCUGUCCUUAUUUACAUGAUUUUCGGAACUUCUAGACAUAAUUCUAUGGGAACAUUUGCUGUAAUUUGCAUGAUGACUGGCAAAGUAGUUUUAACUCACAGUACUAUUGCUAAUAGUCAAAAUUCAACUUCAGUAGAAUCACCAUCAAUAGAAUAUUUGCAGACAUCUAAUCAAUUUUCUCCCCUAGAAGUGGCAACUGCAGUAACGUUUGGCGUAGGCAUAUUACAGUUGGCAAUGUAUGUGCUGCGUCUAGGGCUGAUAUCAUCCCUCUUGUCAGAAACUUUGGUCAGCGGUUUUACCACAGGAGCUGCUGUUCACGUAUUCACAUCGCAAAUCAAAGAUCUCUUGGGAUUACAACUCCGUAAACGUCGUGGUAUUCUCAAAGUCGUUUUCACUUACUAUGAUGUCUUCAAUUCAAUCGAUAAUUUGAAUACCACUGCCAUGAUAAUAUCUGGAAUUACAAUACUUGCAAUAGUCUUCAAUAACGAAGUUUUGAGGCCACGUGUGAGUAAAUACUGUGCCUUCCCUAUUCCAAUCGAAAUGAUCGCAGUAGUUAUAGGCACAUUAGUUUCUGUUCAAAUGAAUCUCACUGAAGCCUAUAAUGUUGUCACUGUUGGAGAGAUACCUGUCGGACUACCAAUGCCUUCAAUGCCACCAGUAUCUCUUUUAUCAUCGAUAAUGGUUGAUUGCUUUGUUAUUACCAUGGUAUCAUACAGUAUUUCAAUGUCAAUGGGUUUAAUUUUUGCUCAAAAAUUUAACUAUGAGAUUGAUGCUAAUCAAGAAUUAGUAGCACAAGGUCUAGGUAAUUUAUUUGGAUCAUUUUUCUCAUGUAUGCCAUUUACAGCAUCUUUGUCAAGAUCUUUAGUGCAAACUGCAGUUGGUGGAAAAACUCAGUUAACUAGCUUAAUAUCUAGCUUUUUGCUACUCUUUGUCUUGCUCUGGAUUGGACCCUACCUUGAACCAUUACCAAGGUGUGUCUUGGCAGCUAUAAUCGUCGUGGCACUUAAGGGAAUGUUUCUUCAAGUUAAAGAUCUAGUCAGGUUUUGCAAAUUAUCAACAACUGAUGCCAUGGUUUGGAUUGUUACGUUUCUUAUUGUCGUUAUUCUAGACAUUGAAUAUGGAUUACUUGUUGGAGCUCUUCUAUGCUUCAUAAAACUCAUUACUUUAUCCAUGAAACCAUAUACUUGCAAGUUAGGUGUUGUUCCAGGGACUGAGAUUUAUUUAGACACUAAUAGAUAUAAUAAGACUGUUGAAAUACCUGGAAUUCGAAUGUUCCAUUAUUGUGGUGGUCUUAACUUUGCAACCAAACUUCAUUUUAGACAAGAAGUAUUUAAAGUUACCGGCGUGAAACCACAAGAUGAAUUGAACCGUCGUAUUAAAGCCAACGAUAAAGAAAUAACAGAAGAAAAAGUUCAAAAAUUACGAGUAUUAAUACUCGACUUUUCUGCACUUAAUCAUAUUGAUCCAGCUGGUGUAGCAACUAUUCGAAGUCUUAUCAAAGAUUAUAUGAAGAUUGGAGUUUCAGUUUAUCUUUCCGGUUGUUCAGGACCAGUAUUUGAGACAAUAAAAAAAUGCAAUACUGUUGAAAAAACAGAAUCAUUCAUGAUAUUUCCAACUGUAAGUGAUGCAGUGAAUUAUGCUCAACACGAGAAUGUGAUUUCCCCGGUGCCAAUGUGGACGUGCGGGCCUAUGUAUGAGGAAGAAAAUAGUAUAAGCCGACUGUGAUUUUAUUAGCUCAAAGUCUUUUUAGAAUUAUUUCGUUUUUUUAAAUUUACAUUAGUAAAAAAAUUUAUCUGAUGACAUUUAAUUUUUAAUAUUAUAUCUUGAUGAUGAAUAUUUAUAGAAGUAUUUAUUCUGAACAAUAUAAAUGUCAAAAGAUGAAAAUAAGUUUUAAAAAAUAUCGUCAUCUAUAAAUGAUAAUUACAAUAUUUUUCUAAAAGGAUGUAAAGUUGAAAUUUAAAAAUCAUGUAACUUAAGGAAAGGUGAAAGGACUUUCAAAAUUAU